UUCCCAAAUCGUCAAAAUGAGCGACCUCACUGCCUCGUCAACCCCGGCGUCAGCCCCUAAUAGUACGGUGGAAACGGAAUCCAAGGGGAAACGGAAAUCUUCUACCGCCGGCCUCGCCGCUAAUUCCCGUCCGGUAAAACGACGGGCCUCCAAGGCAUGCUGUUGCUGCCGGGCUCGCAAAGUCCGCUGUGAUGUCGUGGAGAAUGGCUCGCCGUGUACGAAUUGUCGCCUGGAUCAGGUGGAAUGCGUGGUGACUGAGAGCAAAAGGAGAAAGUUCGUCGCCCUCAAUAGCCUGCAUGCAGAUCCGAACUGCCCGCUGAUAUUGACCGUCUUUUGUCGUCGCUCAGGAAAUCACGCGUUGAGAUGGACAAUACCAGCCAUCAACCCGGUCAAUCGCCCGCCGAGGCAUCGGAGGAUGGUAGUAAUCUUCUCAGGAGACUCAGUGAAUGUCAUGGGCUCUCUGACGUUGCGCCCGCUUCGCCAUCGCAACGCUCCGUUGAUUUGGACCAUGGACAGCACAUGCCGCAUCUAUUGUAUCAAAACCAGGCCAGUAGGAUAGGCGCCGGCGAGCGCUAUCGAAGAAGAAUGGCACCAAACCCGGCCGUGCCGGCCACUAUGCCGCUGCAUCAUGUGACCUCGCAGAUUCAACAGCUGUUAGAUCCUUCCUUUGGCAACGAUCGCUCUGGGGGUAUUGUUCUCCCAGACUAUAUCAGGGGACUGCCGCCUCGGCUACAGAAAGAGGACAUUGACUAUCUGGCCAUGAAGGGUGCUUUGACGGUACCCGACGUGGGAUUGCGAAACGAAUUGCUAAAGGCUUACAUCCACUACGUACACACGUACAUGCCUCUCCUAGACCUAGAGGACUUUCUUCAGACAAUCGCGCAGAACGACGGAAUUCGCCGCAUGAGCCUGUUGCUUUUCCAGGCUGUGAUGUUUGCAGGAACGGCGUUCAUUGACCUCAAGCAUCUACAUGCCGCAGGCUACCCGACUCGCAAGGCCGCGCGCAAGGCAUUUUUCCAGCGGGCCAGACUGUUGUACGAUUUCGAUUACGAGGUAGAUCGGAUCUCGCUUGUUCAAUCCUUACUCUUGAUGACCUACUGGUACGAAACCCCCGACGAUCAGAAGGACACCUGGCAUUGGAUGGGUGUCAGUCUCUCCCUCGCACACACCAUCGGGCUGCACCGUGACCCUGGGAAUUCUCGCAUGGGUCUUCGGCGCCAGCGGAUGUGGAAGCGCAUCUGGUGGAGCACAUACACGCGCGACCGCUUGAUCGCUCUAGGAAUGAGGCGCCCAAUGCGCGUCAAGGAUGAUGACUGUGAUGUGCCCAUGUUAACCCUCGAUGACUUUGAAUUCCAUCCUUUCUCCCCUGAAAUCAUCAGCAUGGUUGGCAACUCCGAGGUCCUCCAAAGUGUCAAUCACCAAAAACAGCUCGCCCUUAUGUUUAUCGAGAAAGCCAAGCUUUGCCUCUGUGUCAGCCAUGUGCUUUCCGCCCAAUAUUCGGUUCUGAGUCAUAAAUUCGGAGGAACGAUGGAGACGACCAUGAUGCUGGUCCCCAAAAAGUCGGCCGCCGAAACGUUUGAGGUGCGACAGUGCGAUCAGGAACUGGAAGAUUGGCUGGCCCAUCUUCCUGCUGAGAUCCAAUACUCGCCCGCCGCCCCCUCCAAAUUAACCGAGGCCCAGGAAGUUCUGCAUUCUCAUCGCGCGUUGCUCAAGAUGGUCUACUUGACCACGUCAAGCGCCCUUCAUCGUCCCCAGGUGCUUCCGGCUAUUCCAUUUCCGUCUACGGAUGCCGAGCUACAAGAGAUUUCGAGAAACAAGGUCCGAUUUGCUGCCGUGGAGAUCACCAACAUUGCUCAAGAUCUACACAGCUUGGAUCUCACCCGAUAUUUCCCCACCACUGGCGUGACGGUGCUUCUGCCCGCGGUGAUCAUUCAUCUUCUCGACAUCAAGUCCAGCGACCCGACUAUCCGAAUGACUAGCCUUCAGCGGUUCUACCAGUGUAUGCGCAUCUUACAACGCUUGCGGGAAAUUUAUGCGUCCGCCGACUUUGCCACGUCAUUCUUAGAAGCCGCGAUCCGCAAGGCCGGCAUCCAGCUUACCGUCUCCCCUCAGGACGUGCAAACGCGUUCGGGAAGUACGCUCGACACGGCUGCGCGCGUCAACACCCUGACUCCGCCUCCGGAUUCUCUUGCCCAGAAAAUCCCCGAUCUGACGUACCCGAAGUCGGACGCAUCCGGAAUUGCGGCGCUGGCCGGCGAACACGAUGCCGCAUUCGCCUCGACCCCUCCACCCUCGGACGGCAGUGAGAACGGCAGCACCAGCAACCUCAAUUCGAACUACGCUCGAGACGCGUUCAACAUCCCGAACUUCAAUCCUGAGCUCAGUCUUAGCGAGCUUAUGGACUUGGCCAAUGAUGCCGAGGUGACGCAGAAUGAUUUCGACGCGCUGAUCAACUUCGACGAUGCCGGUGCGGACCUCUUCUCGGCGGAGGAGAGUCUCCAUCCCAGCGGCAGCUCUAAUGGAAAGAGCUUUGGGUUCGGAUUAGGUUCGAUGGAUAGUAUGCCCGAUGUGCUAGGUUAUGAUGCCGAGAACAAAGGCGUGGAUCUGACCGGGCAAGCCCAUAGCGAUCGUGGCGGUCUCAGCACCGAUCUUGACGCUGAGCUGGGACUGAAUCUUUGAGUACCAGAUAUCGGCGAUAUCUGGUGGUUGAGGGAGUGGCGACUGAAUGUGUACCAACUAAAACUUGGGUAUAUGGAACUGGGCUGGAUGAGGGGAGUU
This is a messenger RNA of Aspergillus steynii IBT 23096, 2778 nucleotides long. It is a transcript of the gene farB1, whose product is annotated as putative C6 transcription factor (Ctf1B). NCBI's taxonomy places the organism in Eukaryota, Fungi, Ascomycota, Eurotiomycetes, Eurotiales, Aspergillaceae. Gene Ontology annotation, molecular function: DNA binding; zinc ion binding. Bases 364 to 2679 code for a protein of 771 amino acids. The record is from RefSeq and is a predicted model, not a curated record. The transcript has 2 exons. Gene Ontology annotation, biological process: DNA-templated transcription.